AUGCCGGUAUCCAGAUCAGAAAGCAGAAACGACGUGGCUGACGUUCAGUUAGAAUAUCAACAAGAGCUGGAAGCACUGGAACGUCAAUAUCGAAAAAUGAAAAACGAGAAAAAGAGCUACAAAGUCGAGACUGAUAAUAUUCUUCGGCGUCAAGAAUUCGAGAUUGAGAAACUUGCAAAAGAACACCAAGACGUUGAAGCACUGUUAAAUGUUUCGGUCAGUCGGUACAACAAGGAUUUCGACAAAGGAAACGUAAAGAAAUUGAACAAUUUGUUAGAAAAGGAUUUCGUUAUACAAGAGGCGUCCUGGGAAGGUAAUCAUGCUUUAACUAUGCUUGAUAGGCGCAUCACCGCUACAAAAGAGGAAGUUUUGAAGAAGCAGAUAUCUUGUGGACAACCUUUGGAUCAAUUUGCUAUCCAAAGACACAUUCGUAUCAUGGAGAAUCGGGUUUAUAACUCCAAUAUGAGGUCAGUCGAUUAAAUUACUUGUUUAAGUAAUCUAUACAAAGACUGAGUGAUCGAACAGAGCAAGUUAAGCAAGUUUAAAAAGUAUAGUUGAGAAAACCCAAGGGACGAAAGAAAUGGUUUUGACAACGUUGAAACUGAUAAGAGAGAGUAAUUAUUUCGGAGAUUAUAGUAUAAAGGGGGUAAAGACAACUGCGAAAAAGAACAACGUUUAUAAUGGGGCGUAUACAUGCACAGAUUUAUGUGAAUUUUCAUAACUGAGGUUUCCUUUAUUACCUGAUCAUGAAGAAUUGGUUACAUUUCUAACGUCGUGAAAUCGUAUGACAGUAUCUCAUUGGUUCUCGGAAUGUUUUGCUGCUACAGCUAAUAAUAAUUUCACAUAAUUAUUUCUAUAUAGGUACGUAAUGGUGCAAUUUGGGGAAAAAACAUGCAAUAGUAAUUUUUUCAAAGACGGUCAAAAGUCUUUGUAAUGCGAAGGACAAGUUCAAUUUGGAAACUUGCGAGUGGUUGUUUUCCAAAUUGGACGAGAAAACAUACAAUUAUACUUAUUAAUAACAUACAUGAAAAUUUAUGCAGCAGCAAAUUCGUGGCACUUUGAGGCACGAAACGCAUGCGAAAUAAAUUAUUUACUCUGCACUCAAUUCAUGAAUGACAUAACAAUUUAAUACAAAUUUAUAUGUCUGUCAGUUAAAAUUUACAUAAAAAAGAAAUGCAUGUAUUUCUUUUUUUGGCACUGUAUUUCGAUAAAAUUUCCACUUAAGUAAUUGAGUAAUUUUUUCAUGUAUAUUAUUAUGAGGGCAAUAGACGUAGCGAGCGAAUUCCUGAAUGUUUAGCGGACGGGGAAACGCAAUAUAUCAUUUUAGUCACCCUCUGUUUUGUAAGUACAAUAACUUGUGGGAGAACUUAUUUAUCCGUUCUUUUUAAUACAUUGCUCUCAGAUUUAACAAGACUUUGACAAAAAAUGCAAAACGAAAAGGGACAAUUGAUUACAUCUCUGUUCAAAAGAUGCGAUUUCGUGAAUUAUACAGAAAACUAAACAGAGAGUUCCAGAAUGGGAAAACAGAGAUAGACAAUGUGGUUGAAUCCAGUCUCAGUUAUUUCCACGCUCGUGAUGAGGCCCAACAUCGUAUGGCGUUUUUAAGAGAGAAAGCAGAACGUGACCUUACUCUUUACAACAUGGAAUUAAAAGUAAAUAUUGAGUUAGUUGAUAGUCUGUCUGUCUGUCUGUCUGUCUGUCUGUCUGUCUGUCUGUCUGUCUGUCUGUCUGUCUGUCUGUCUGUCUGUCUGUCUGUCUGUCUGUCUGUCUGUCCUGUCCUGUCCUGUCUGUCUGUCUGUCUGUCUGUCUGUCUGUCUGUCUGUCUGUCUGUCUGUCUGUCUGUCUGUCUGUCUGUCUGUCUGUCUGUCUGUCUGUCUGUCUGUCUGUCUGUCUGUCUGUUAUUUAGUUAUCGAAAUUCAACAACAUUAAGUUCUCGUUAUUUUCUUCAGGAUGUUAUGAGGAUAAUUGAUCAUGAUCGGAAGCUCCGAAAUUUCAUGAGCACGAAAACUGAAGAUCGUUCAGGCAUCCUGGAACAGGCUAUCUUUAAGAGGCAAAAUAAACGCAUGACAAACUUACUUGGAAAUCUUAAAGUAGAAGCCAGCAAGUACGAAGAGAUUUUCAGCAAAAUCAGAGAGGUUAGUGUAGAAUAAUGUAGUAUACACUUAACGAUUACUUAGGCAACCUUUCUGUAUUGGACAAUUAGUAGCCUGUGUACAGCCGCUACUCUCGGCUUUUCUCAUUUUCAUUCUCACUGUUUUUACUGCAGAAUAGCGAAUAUUGUCCGAUCCAAAAGCUACCAGAUUUUAACGUUUUCCAACAGCAAUUGCUUUAAACUUAAGAUCUGAUUUCUCGACGAGCAAGUGUAGAGGGUAUAAUAUGUAAAGGGAUAGUCUAUAAUUUUUAAAUUUUGAUGGAACUUGGAAAAACUGAAAGCUAUUGAAACCAAUGGCAUUGCAUUUAAUUCCGUCAUGCCUCAGGCGGUAACUUGUCACGCUGUACGUAUAAUGUUACGCUUUGCGGCUUGUCGCCCAAUCAUUUGACGCGUGUCGUAUGAUGUUACACAAGAUGUGACAUGGUUUCAGAUAUACGAAGUAGAACCUAAUUCUGUAUAGCAACCUUACUUUCAACAUAUAUCGCAAUAAAGAAAAACCUCGUAAAGAAGAAUUUAAGUAUUCAAUCAUGCAGACAUUUAGAAAAUUACAGAGAACUGGAAUAGCUAGCUUCUCCCGGAAAACUGCCAACUCACUGUCCCAUUAAAUAAUAUUAGCGGUAUCAUGCCCUAUGUUUUAUGUUCGCAGGUCACUGGUAUACAUGACAUUGAUCAAUUGGUUUCCCAAUUCAUCAAAAUCGAAGACGAAAAUUUUGCUCAGUUUAACUACGUCAACGAAGUGAAUACGGAAACCGAGGCUCUACAGGAAGAGACAAGAGAAAGAAAAGCUGACAUGGCGGACAUGGAAAAGACAAGCACCCAAAUUGACAAACGACGCAGAGAAAUUCUGAGUCAACUCGAAGUGAGAUUUUCGGAAGUGUGCUCGAAAAGGCAGAAAAUACAAGAGCAAUACAAGCAGGCUAAGAAAAUACUGGAGCAAGUGAAACCAAAGAUUGAUCACCUCUUUAAAUCUGUAAAAUGCAACCGUUCUGCCGUAACUGACCUUCUGGGCAACACUGCCGGCUUAACAGAGGACAACGUAAUGUCGUUCUUAGGUAUUAUUGAACAACGUACCAAUGAACUGCUCCAAGUGCACUGUAUUCAAAAAUUGAAAUACGGAUUAGAAGAUGCAAACAGGCACCUUAUGAUAGCUGACACGAUGUUUCCAGUGGCCGCAGAAAGGUAUCCGCCAUUGUCUAUUAAACCACCUUCAAUUGCCGAUGAUGAUGACAUUGGAGGCCCAAUAAUCGAUCUCGCGGAUAGUCGACCUGUUUCAUUCAAAGAAGCUAAAGCCUUAGUCAACAAAGGAGUCGUUUGUGUACGAGAAGUUACGAAGGACUCGAAGAAGCAGGUUCGAAGUACGGUGUAA
Paramuricea clavata is the source of this 3518-nucleotide messenger RNA. The record is from the annotation of a GenBank genome assembly. NCBI's taxonomy places the organism in Eukaryota, Metazoa, Cnidaria, Anthozoa, Malacalcyonacea, Plexauridae.